Molecule: messenger RNA, 2898 nt
Organism: Paecilomyces variotii
Lineage: Eukaryota; Fungi; Ascomycota; Eurotiomycetes; Eurotiales; Thermoascaceae
Exons: 3
Coding region: 1-2898 (965 amino acids)
Source: RefSeq, a predicted model, not a curated record
AUGUUGUCAAAAGCGCUCCAGAAGGCCAACACAGCUGUCCUGCUGGAUAAUGCAGCAAAUUUUGAAGGUGCUAUUGAAGCCUACGAUGAUGCUUGCCAGCUACUGCAGCUGGUCAUGCUCCGUUCUAACGGCAGCGUUGAGGAGAAGUUGAAGCUCCAGGAGAUUCACAAUACGUAUACAGCUCGUAUCAGCGAGUUACGGCGGCUAGGAGUCGAGAAAAGGGACGAAAAGGCUCUUCCCGAGACACCCUUGAGCGGCGAAUCAUUUUCUCGGGCGCUUUUCCGGCCAGUAAACUAUGAUGGCACGAAUUCUGCAAGCAUUGACACUACCAUGGCUAUGCGUGAUGCUGAUUACCCCGUCCCUGCACCUGAGUUUCAUGAUGCGACUUCGUCGCAGGUUCCUCAGCGCCAGUCAUUGCUUCCAUCGGCGUUUGACGAUGACAUUCAGUCUUCCCGUUCGUCACCGCAACGAAGUAGGUCGCGGGACCAUUCUCGGUCUGAUGGGUAUAGGCAUGAGACCCGCUCUGAGCUCUCUUUGAACGGGUCAUCUUUCUCAGAAAAUGGCUUCAGUGAUAGUCACUCGCGAGCGCCGACUAGCCAAUCUCAAUAUUCCCAAAAUGGUGACCAUGGCGGCCAUAUCAGCAAUGAAUCGACGUCGUGGUUAGAUACUAUCGAUGAGUCGGGCGCCUCGUCACCCGCUUCGACGCGCUCUGGAAUGUCAUCUAUUUACCUCCGUCAGAGACGGAGCCAUCGUGACAGUCACGGAACCGAGGCCGAAUUCGAUGCCGCCCUAGACGCCGCCGUUGAGGCUGCUUAUGACGAAGGUCUCGAACCCGCUGCAGAUAUUAAUGAUCGCUUUGUGGAAGACAGCGUAAUAUCCAACGCUCGCAGAAAUGUGGAAUUGGCGAAACAGAGAGUGAGAGAGGCUGAGAGAGAAGCUGCAGCGGCCACAGCAGGCCGACGUGAAAAGUUCCAAGACGAUAUUUUACCUCCGCACAUGGACCGUUUUGAGGUCGAUUUCAUCGAUGAGGAGGCUGAGGAAGAAGAACGACUACUGGAGGAGAUGACAAAAGGCUACGUUAUGGAUGACUUUCGAUUCGAUCUACAGUCGAAGUCAGCACUUCCUCGCGAGUCGAAUUCCAGCGGCUUUUCUGGCCGAACCUGGGGAAGCUCUGUUGCUUCUAAUCCAACCACGGCUGGAACAUCGCUCUCCACCCUUGCUGAGGGUGUCGUCUUGCCGUCUCUAGGCUCGAAGCUCUCGAAAAGUCUCCCACCGCCGCCGCCACUGCCCACUUCUUCUUCGGCUCCAGCUCUUCCCACUACUGGUCCUGAUGUCCCAUCCUCACCCAGCUUCAACUCGCCCUCCGGCACCAGCGUAAAAGCCCGACGGCGAUUAUCAGGACAGAACAUGAAACAGUUGAAGAUUGAUACCAACGCGAUUGGCCCGUCUGGGCCACAAGGCCCGAGGACGGAGCCUGCCCCGGUGCCUCUGAUCACCCAGGCUCUUGAUGUUUCGCGCGAUGAACCUAAAACCAGCAUGCCAGUUAAUGCUCUCAACACGGAGACUCUGCCUGGCAGAAUCCGCAGGGGGACAUCGAAUAGCCGGAGCGGUUCAAUGGAUUCUCUUGCCGGCGAGGGCGUCACUGCAGCGGCGCUUGCAAAAGUGUCGACUCACGAGAGUGAUGAAUGGGUCCGCUCGGGUGCGCCGUCGCCCUCCCGUUCAUUCAGUAAACUGCCAUCUUUGCCGGGUAAGUUGAGAAAGAACGAUUCGUCGACGAGUUUAAGAGGUAUGAGAAUGAGGAAUAUGUCAGUCGCGACGCCCGAUAUCCCGACGGAUUCCCCGGGGACUCCUUCAAGCAGCACUUUUCCGGCAUUUGAUUAUCAAAAAAGCAUCGCGAAUGGCGUUCCGCUCACGCUACCCACACCAACAGGGGCACAUUUCACCCUGAACGGUCUGCCAACAGGCGGUCUUUAUCUUUUCGACAGUAACAUUCACUCGCCAACCAGCCCGGGUUCUCCUAACCCAGCAGCCGACAACGCUCCGAUCCCUCUCGAGCCCUGUCCUGAAUCUUUUCUCUCAAGACCUUUUUGGCUUAUGAGAUGUCUUUAUCAGACUAUUGCACACCCUCGCGGUGGAUACCUCUCAACAAAGUUGUUUAUCCCAAGGGAUGUGUGGCGCGUCAAGAACGUCAAAAUCAAGGCGGUCGAAGAGAAAAUCUCCAAUUGCGAUCUAUUGACGGCGGCUCUACUAAAGCUUGCCCAGGUUGACGUUUACGACGCUGAUGCAAUCUUGGAGGAAAUGCAGUCUUUGGAAAACGUUCUUGACCAAGUACAGGCUACUUUGGCAAAAAAGCUGGGCCACGAAGUUGGGGUUCAAGGAUCCAUGUCGCUUUUCAGGUCCACUUCCAUGGACGAUACAGGCCCGGCUGCAGAUUCGACAUCUUCUUCUAAGACGGCCAGCGGAUCAAGCAGGUCAUAUCUGUCGUCCUGGCGGAAGCUGAGAUCUAAGAAUUCGAAUAUCAACUCCGCGACACCAGUUUCCAAUGGAAAAGAGGGAGGCAAGGAAAACCUGACUAUGCCGUCUCUACCGAUGACUUCCACGCCGAGCGAGCGAAGGUCGAAAAGAGAUCUAACGCAACUCGAAUUCGCGGGACCCAAUGCAAACUACAUGGGGGCGCUGGCAAGGUUAUUUGACGCCGCACAAGUGCUGGAUCAAAUUGCCCACCAGGUCGAGGAUCCAGGGCUGAAACAUUCGUCACCAACCCACGUGGGCCUGGAGCUCAGCACUCGACACGCGGCGGAAUUUUUUGGCUUCUAUGUAUGCCGGUUUGCCUUGAACGACGUGAGCAUGAUGCUGGAUAAAUUCAUCAAACGAGGCAGUGAAUGGGUUCUGAUCUAA